Molecule: messenger RNA, 2160 nt
Organism: Myripristis murdjan (pinecone soldierfish)
Lineage: Eukaryota; Metazoa; Chordata; Actinopteri; Holocentriformes; Holocentridae
Gene: slc26a1
Product: solute carrier family 26 member 1
Exons: 7
Coding region: 1-2142 (713 amino acids)
Biological process (GO): sulfate transmembrane transport
Cellular component (GO): membrane
Molecular function (GO): secondary active sulfate transmembrane transporter activity
Source: RefSeq, a predicted model, not a curated record
AUGGAGGAGGCCAGCAAGGUCACAGAGACCACACCGGCUCUUCCGCCUCUCCUGGAACGGCGCGUCCGUCAGCGACAACCUCAGAUGUCCGUCCUGAAGUCGAAGCUGAAGCAGAGGGCGGCUUGCUCCGUUCCCUGUGUCCGAGCCACCUUAAGCGGCUUCUUCCCCGUGGUGCGCUGGCUGCCCAAGUACAAGCUGCAGGAGUAUGUGUGGGGUGACCUGAUGUCCGGGCUGAUUGUGGGGAUCAUCUUGGUGCCCCAGGCCAUCGCCUACUGCCUUCUGGCCGGAGUGGAGCCCAUCUAUGGCCUUUACACGUCGUUUUUCGCCAACAUCAUCUAUUUCUUCAUGGGGACGUCCAGACAUGUUUCUGUGGGAAUCUUCAGUCUCAUGAGUCUCAUGGUCGGCCAGGUGGUGAACAGGGAGGUUUACCUGGCAGGUUUUGACCCUAACGAGGACUCUGGCACCAAACUGUCCGGUCCCGGCAUGAUGAACGGCACAGGCGGCGCCAACCUGUCAGCCGGCAGCGUGGAGCUGCUGGGCCUGCAGUGUGGGAAGGAGUGUUACGCCAUCAGCAUCGCAGCCGCCCUCACCUUCCUCGCCGGCAUCUACCAGGUCAUGAUGGCGGUGUUCAGGCUCGGUUUCGUCUCGGUCUACCUGUCUGGUCCCAUGCUCGACGGUUUUGCCACCGGAGCGUCUUUCACCAUCCUGACAGUGCAGGCGAAGUACCUCUUGGGUCUGAAGAUCCCCCGUCACCAAGGUUACGGGACAGUGAUCGUCACCUGGAUCAACAUCUUCAGCAACAUCCACAAGACCAACGUGUGUGACCUCAUCACCAGCGCCAUCUGCAUCUCCACCUUAUUGGCAGGGAAGGAGAUCCAGGAGCGCUACAAGGACCGUCUGAAGAUCCCGAUCCCCACCGAGCUGAUCGUCGUGGCAGGAGCCACCUUGGCCAGCCAUUUUGGGGACCUGAACGGCCAUUAUGGCUCCAGUGUUUCCGGCCACAUCCCCACAGGGUUUGUCAUGCCCAAGGUGCCCAGCUUUGACUUGAUGCCAAGAGUGGCACUGGAUGCCAUCCCCCUGGCUGUGAUUAGUUUUGCCUUCACUGUGUCACUCUCCGAGAUGUUUGCCAAGAAGAACGGCUACACGGUGCGUCCAAACCAGGAGAUGCUGGCCAUCGGGUUCUGUAACAUCAUCCCCUCCUUCUUCUACUGCUUCACCACCAGUGCGGCGCUGGCUAAAACCAUGGUGAAGGACUCCACGGGCUGCCAGACCCAGGUCUCUAGUCUGGUCAGCGCUCUUGUCGUCCUCCUCGUCCUCCUCUUCUUCGCGCCUUUCUUCUACGCCCUCCAGAAAUGUGUCCUCGCCUGCAUUAUCAUCGUCAGCCUGCGGGGGGCGCUCAGGAAGUUCAGGGAUGUUCCUGCUAAGUGGCGUGCCAGCCGGAACGACGCCAUAGUUUGGCUGGUCGCCAUGGCAGCCACGGCUCUGAUCAGCGUGGAAUUGGGGCUCCUGGUCGGAAUCGUCUUUUCCAUGCUCUGCAUCAUCUUUAAGACCCAGAACCCCAAGGUUUCUCUCUUGGGCCGGGUCAGUGACUCUGACCUCUAUGAGGACAUGGAGGAGUACAAGAACCUCACCCCGCCCUCCCGGGUACACGUCUUUCGCUUCCAGUCUCCAUUGUACUACGCCAACAAGGACUCUUUCCUCAAAUCGCUGUACCGAGCUGUCGGGGUGGAGCCGUUCUUGGAGCUGACGCGCAGGAAGAAGGCAGAGAAGGCCAGAGAUAUGGCCGCCAAGCAGGCCAAUGCCGCAGAGCAUAAAAACAACGGCAAGGUCAGCACAGGGCUCGUCCACAGAGAGCUGGACUUCCACACGAUAGUUCUAGACUGCUCUGCCAUUCCUUUCAUAGACACGACCGGCAUGGCCACCUUCAAAGGGCUCGUCAAGGACUACAAAGAAAUCGGGGUGAGCGUGCUCCUCGCCAACUGCAACACGUCGGUCAUCGACGCCCUGAAGAAGGGGGCCUUCUUCGGGAAGAAUGACCGGGAUAUGGCCAGCUUGUUGUUUUACACUGUUCAUGCUGCGGUUCUCCAUGCGAAUGGCAGGGCGGCAGCAGCGGACUGCAUGUCAGAUGACACUAUGGUGUAAGAAGGUGGAAGAGGAAGA